Messenger RNA from Trichosurus vulpecula (common brushtail), 386 nucleotides. Its product is annotated as protein S100-A4. The transcript is spliced from 3 exons. The record is from RefSeq and is a predicted model, not a curated record. Gene Ontology annotation, cellular component: perinuclear region of cytoplasm; cytoplasm; nucleus. Bases 62 to 367 code for a protein of 101 amino acids. Lineage: Eukaryota; Metazoa; Chordata; Mammalia; Diprotodontia; Phalangeridae. Gene Ontology annotation, biological process: positive regulation of canonical NF-kappaB signal transduction. Gene Ontology annotation, molecular function: transition metal ion binding; RAGE receptor binding; calcium ion binding.
UCUCUCUCUCCCCUCUCUGCAUUUCCUCUCUGGUUGGUUUGGUACCCCUUAGGACAGCAUCAUGACAAGUCCUCUGGAAAAGGCUCUGGACGUGAUGGUGGCCACUUUCCACAAGUACUCUGGGAAGGAGGGAGACAAAUUUAAGCUCAACAAAACAGAGUUGAAGGAGCUGGUGACGCGGGAGCUCCCUAGCUUCUUGGGGAAAAAGACAGAUGAGGCUGCCUUUCAGAAGCUCAUGAGCAACCUAGACAACAACAGGGACAACGAGGUGGACUUCCAGGAGUACUCGGUCUUCUUGUCCUGUAUUGCCAUGAUGUGCAAUGAAUUCUUCGAGGGCUAUGCUGACAAGAUGCCCAGGAAGAAAUAAAGGGGAGCGGUGGUGAUGC